Coffea eugenioides is the source of this 961-nucleotide messenger RNA. Its product is annotated as putative germin-like protein 2-1. Gene Ontology annotation, molecular function: manganese ion binding. Gene Ontology annotation, cellular component: cell wall. Bases 238 to 888 code for a protein of 216 amino acids. NCBI's taxonomy places the organism in Eukaryota, Viridiplantae, Streptophyta, Magnoliopsida, Gentianales, Rubiaceae. The record is from RefSeq and is a predicted model, not a curated record. The transcript is spliced from 2 exons.
ACCUCUCGUUAUUACAUAUAACUCUGUAGUUACAUACCAAAUCUUGACCCAAUCUCCUGCACAAUUUUAUAGGAGCCGGCCGCUGAAAAACUUAUGCCUUCCCUCUCAGAUUUGAAACAAGACGGGCGCCUUUAUAAAUAGAGCAGGCCACCUGAAGCAAUCGUCAUCGCUGCUGUGUAUAAUCACUCCUUUUCUUGAUCUGAAUUAUUCACCAUUUGCAGCUAGCUAGCACCAGACAUGGGAAAGCACAUGAUCUUCUCCUGCUUUCUAGCUCUCACGCUGUUUAAUGUUGCCUUUGCAACGGACCCCAUGCCUCUGCAAGAUUUCUGCGUGGCUGAUAAUUCUAGCCCAGUACGGGUAAAUGGCGCGCCGUGCAAAGAUCCCAAGCUUGUUACAGCAGAGGAUUUCUUCUUCACGGGGCUGAAUAUUCCGGGCAACACCUCAAAUGCUUUUGGCUCCAAGGUCACCACAGUAUCCGUUGCUGAAAUGCCAGGGCUAAACACUCUCGGGGUCUCAAUGGCCCGCAUAGAUUUCGCACCAAAGGGAGUCAACCCUCCUCUAUUCCACCCAAGAGCCACCGGAAUUCUCACCGUUCUUGAAGGUACUCUACUGGUUGGAUUUGUCACUUCAAAUCCAGAGAACCGUCUGAUCACCAAAGUUGUGCAAAAGGGUGAUGUUUUUGUCAUUCCUGUGGGACUUGUUCACUUCCACCGCAAUGUGGGGGACACAAAUGCUGUUGCUGUGGCAGCCUACAGCAGUCAAAAUCCUGACAGCACUGCCAUUGGAAAGGCUGUUUUUGGAUCGACUCCACUCAUAAGUGAUGAUGUGCUGGCCAAGGCGUUCCAAGUCAAUAGGAACACAAUAGAUGGAAUCCAGUCUAAGUUCUAGUUCUUGACCAACUUAUUCUGAUGAUUUCUUUUAUGGCGACAAAUCUUUUUUUUUUCCUUUCCAGUUUUUCUUG